Molecule: messenger RNA, 1822 nt
Organism: Paramacrobiotus metropolitanus
Lineage: Eukaryota; Metazoa; Tardigrada; Eutardigrada; Parachela; Macrobiotidae
Exons: 7
Coding region: 192-1367 (391 amino acids)
Source: RefSeq, a predicted model, not a curated record
ACACUCAAACACCAACAACAAGGCAUCUUUGUCGAUGGUCAUAUACCGUUCUGCCAGUUAACACACUUGAUAUUAUAUCUCUACCGCGGAUGCAGGGUUUCCAAAGGUGAUUCUCCUUCUAUUAAGGCGCUCGCUACUCCGUCGGUGCUGAUUUUUUAAGUAAAGAAGGUGCUUUAUAUUGAUUAGCGAAAAUGUCAGCCAAAUGCUGCAUAUUGUUGUUGUCUGCGUUCUCAGUGGUUCGAGACGUGAAAUCAGCUAACGAUACGGUUCCCGAUCGUCCGGUAAUGGUCAUCGCGGUGCCCCAGAACUCAGUUGUUAACGUAACGUUCGAGCACAGCUCAUCCAUUACCGCCGCUCCAUUUGCCUUUCACAAUGAUCCCAUUAACACCACCGCCAUGCCCUUUCUCAGUAAUACCUCCGUGGGAACUACUGGGAUAUUGAACUCCACAUUGUUUACUUUCGCUCCAAACAAUGUGACCUUUGCUCCGGUAGUGGUUAACUUCACCGGCAACACCAUCACUACUAGUAAACCGGCUGUCGAUGUUGCCAGAGUACCCACUGCGGUUGCCGGGUAUGAGGAUGCGUUUUUGCUGCCGCUGGGAUCGGAAGGUCCGAAUGCAUUCCGCGACGGGCCUAUCAAUGCACAACUGCCGGCCGGGACAAUUCUGGAUCCGGCCGUCACUUCCAUACCGGCGGUGGAGAGUGACCCCAGUAAAGUCUUCAUCUCACGGAACUGGAGGAUCGAAAUCAAAUUCGGGGAUUUCCAGAUGCAGUGUGUUGAUAAUGCAUCGGCAGUUAUCGAUCAACCGCUUGCGAUCUCUGUCAAAUACAUUGUCGGAUCACCACCUCCAGUAAUUGCUCCCAACGAAGAAGCGGUGCUUGCUCAAGGAGAUAUGCCGGUUUCCAGUGUGCCUAUGAAUAAUAAUAAAUCUGCCGGACAAGCCGUGAUCCACCAUAACAUGACCCUUCUGCCAGAAAAUCUUUCAGGAUUCCAGCAGAUUUACAAUGGAACUUACGACAGCACGGCAAAUAAUAAUAAAAUUUCAAUCCAAAAGAUUGUCACUGCAGAACUGUGUGGAAAAACCACAGAUUUCCAGCAAGGAUACAUUGAGGUGUCCAUAAAGCCGACAAUGACUACGUCAGAUCACGGUGCUCCGGAAGGCUACUACAAGUGUUUUGUUAUUGUGAAUUAUACUCCCGCCGCUCGCGAAUCAGAAUCAUUCUGGUCGCUGAAAGAUGACUGUGAAUCGUUUGUCCAAUCAAACCAUUUCAAAUAUAACUUGUGGUUCCAGACCAGACAGUACUUCAUUGACACUGCUGCCUGCCAAGCCCGCCAAGCCCGUCCCAUGCUCAAUGAGCAUCAUUAAGCCCCUGUAAAAUAACCUUGCGGUUUUAUUCCUUCGAUUUCCGGUUCCCAGCGUCAACGCCUAUCUAUACAUCGAAAACAAAUUUUGUGUUUCCAAUGCUGUUCAAUUUCUUAAUCGUUCUCUGCGUUUAUAGCAGAUUUGCAUUACUUAGCAGUAAUGACAGAUAACAAUAUGUUUGCGGACCUCGCUCUUAAAAACGUGUCAAUUUUCACUCGAUCAAUAAUACCUCCGUCGUUGAAAUACAGUUAAUAAUGGUUUGUGAUAAUAUCGAUGCCGCUAAUUUUUAGGUUUAUUUAUUGCCUAAUUUAUACCAUUGUAUAUUAAUUUUACUUAUCAUAAGGUGAAGGUCAAUGGUGAUGUCAGUGUACAUAUGAAUAAUAAGCGAAAUUCUGUAAAAUGGUCGAAAACCAAUGUAUUUUUUGUUUUUAUUCCCGCAACUGCAAAUAAAGAAAUGU